Molecule: messenger RNA, 5990 nt
Organism: Mugil cephalus (flathead mullet)
Lineage: Eukaryota; Metazoa; Chordata; Actinopteri; Mugiliformes; Mugilidae
Gene: angpt4
Product: angiopoietin 4
Exons: 12
Coding region: 620-2221 (533 amino acids)
Source: RefSeq, a predicted model, not a curated record
AAGCCAUUCACUGUGUAACCUCUCUGCUUUCCCCCAAAGGACCAAUUGCCUCACAUUAAGUGAGCGACCCGGCAAAAAUGAAGAUGUAUGCCGCGGCAGAAACAGACGGGUGAGGUCAGGCCGCGCUGAAAAUAAGACUGCAUCAUGUCAAAGUGAAGAAGACGUUGGACGAUGAGAGCAGAUUCUUAUCUCGGAUGGUGCAGAAAACGCAGUCUAUAACCGCCUCCCUUGACAGUGAAGAGCAGGAGGACAGAUGAGAGGCAGCGAGGAGGGCGAGAAUUUCGACUAAACCAUGAACUGUCAGCUCAAUGUCAAACCAACGGGUCCAUCCUGAAAAGUCUUCAUCAACAAGGAACACGCUUAACAGCCAAGGACGCAGAGAAGAGAAACGAGCUGAGGUGAUCUGAGAGGAACGCCGAGCAACAGGUGCCGACUCCUACCAGAUCUUUGGGAGCUGAAGAGACUCGAUGCAGGAACCCGACCUCAUGGAUUAGCUGCGCAAGCGUCCUGCCCGCCGCAGACGUUUCCCUGAGAUAAAUUGGGGUCAAAGCGUGAACCAGCCUCUCUUGACCCUCACCUCGCUGAGAGAAAGCACUUUCACACAGUUGAAGAGGGUGUCAUGAAAGGCUUAAAUCUCCGCCGGGGGCUGCUGGUGCUCCUGCUGCUGUGGACCGUCUCAGUUGUCACUGAUGCAGCCGGCGUUGCAAGUGCAGCGGAGCGAGGAGGAGCUGGAAAGAGCCAGAGAAGAGGAGGAAGUGGUGGCGGCGGCGGCGGCGGUGGUGGUGGCGGAGGAGGAGGUUCAGAGAAGAGGAGGAGGUUUCACCGCAUCCAACAUGGCCAGUGUAGCUACACCUUCAUCCUGCCGGAGCUGGACUCGUGCCAGGGUGGAGGAGCACAGACGGACCAAUAUGGCGGCCAUCGCGGCGGGGCAAGUGUCGUGCAGAGAGACUCGCCACCUGUGGAUGCCGACUGGUCGGCCCAGAAACUGCAGCGCCUGGAAAACACGAUGGAGAACAACACGCAGUGGUUACAGAAGUUGGAGAACUUCAUUCAGAAGAACCUGAGGCGUGGCGCCGCUAACGUCCCGUCACACAUUGUCCACAACCAAACGGCCACGAUGCUGGAGAUCGGAACGAACCUCCUCACACACACUGCCGAACAGACGCGCAAACUCAACGUGGUCGAAGCCAAGGUGCUCAACCACACGUCUCGGAUAGAGAUCCAGCUCCUUGAGAAUUCUCUAUCCACCAACAAGCUGGAGAAGGAGCUGUUACUGCAAACCACUGAGAUCAGCCAGCUGAGAGACAAGAACAGCCGUUUGGAGAGUAAAGUUCAGAGGCUGGAGUCUCAGCAGAGAGGAGAGCUGGAGGACAUGAGGGUGGAGAAGAACAGACUGCAGUCUGUCAUCAGGACUCAGAUGGCGGCCAUCGACUCGUUAGAGAGGCAGCUGAGAGUCGCCAGCACCAACAACACAGCUCUGCAGAGGCAGCAGGCUCAGCUUAUGGAGUCUGUCCACACUCUCAUUAACAUGGUGGCCACCACAGGAUCACCUCCCAGGAACCAGGUGUGGAGGGACUGUGCAGAUAUUUACAAGGCCGGUCACUCUGUCAGCGGUCUGUAUCUUAUCUACAUCGGCAACAAGACGGAGCCUGUGCAGGUGUAUUGUGACAUGGAGACGAGUGGCGGAGGGUGGACCGUCUUCCAGAGGCGAUUUAACGGCAGCUUGGACUUCCAGAAGAGCUGGAGGGAGUAUAAAAUGGGCUUCGGAGACGUGGCGGGAGAGCACUGGUUGGGUAAUGAAGUCUUGUACCUGCUGACCUCUCAGGGCCAGUACUCCCUGAGGGUGGAGAUGAGUGACUGGGAGGGAAACUCGGCCCACUCCCAGUACGACCGGUUUACGCUGACCGGUGAGAGACAGCAGUACAGGUUGUAUCUGAGAGGCUACAGCGGGACGGUGGGACGGCAGAGCAGCCUGCCCACCCACGGGACCGGCUUCAGCACCCGAGACCAGGACAACGACAACUGUGACCACUGCAAGUGUGCCCUGAUGCUCACUGGAGGUUGGUGGUUUGACGCCUGCGGCUUCUCCAACCUGAACGGCAUCUACUACAACGUCGGCCACAACAUCAGGAAGCUCAACGGCAUCAAGUGGCACCACUUCCGAGGCCCCAGCUACUCCCUGCGCUCCACCUCCAUGAUGGUACGACCCUACGACUUCUAACUCCUGACAGGAGCCCCCACCUCCUCCUCCUCCUCCUCCUCCUCCUCCUCCUCCUCCACCUCCACCUCCACCUCCUUUUCUUUGGUGGUUCGACCAUUCGCCGGAGCCAUGAUGGUACAGUCCUAGACCACGCAUUGGAUCUAACGUGUUACUCUCCUGACCCUAGCAAACUCUGGAACUCAUAAGAGGUAACAUGAAUUUCUUAUUAUUUUGUCUGGGAUUUAGUUUUCACAACCCAACAAGGACGAAUCACUCUAGAAAAUAACUGGUUCUCACCUGAAGACGUUCAUAGAAUCCAGCAUCGGAGAAUAAAAAUCAGCUUCACGGUUUCUUCUUCUUCUUCUUCUUCUUCUUCUUCGGAGCAUCUCUUACAUGAGAAAAUGCCUUUUUGUAACGCGACUUGAUUCCGUUACAAGUCAUGUAAAACCGCACUGAAUUAGACUGGUCGAUAACUACUUCUACACCAGCAGCUCAGAUAAUAAUAAAGAUUUACAAUAGUAUUAAUAAUCUUCAUUUACAGAAGAUACACAUUGAUUGGCAGAUUAAAACAGAGAAGUUACCCUUAGAGUUCACUAGACCAAACCAAUGAGCUCUCAUAUUAUUUUAGUCUUUCCUAAGAUGAAAGCACAGGCAGUGGUGUUGGUGACUCAGUUACUUUGUUUUUGACUCUUUAUUUUAGAUAUUGAACGCUUGAUUUACUUUUGCUGUGUCCACAAGAAGAAUCCCUCAACUGUUUAGAUAAAAUAAAACUACAAACAAACAGGGGCACAAUUCAUUUUAAUAUAACAGUCCUGCAUUAAAUCCUCCUUCAUGACUGAUCUAAUGUUCAGCUGAUGUUGAAACAGCAUCAGAAAGGCAGUAAUUCAGCUGGAUUAUCAUUUUGGAGGAUGUAGUUUGUGUUGCUGUUGAACUCAGUUGAAUUAAACACUGAAGCGUUUCUGUUAUUUAGCUUCGCCCACUGACUAUAAUGUCAAAAUAUUAGGAACGUGUGUUAGUUCAGUAAGAAUAGAAACCACAGCCUCCACAAUGAAAACAGAGUUGGAUCAACAGCUCUCUGUUAUUUAAGAAUAAGAAUAGUCUUUAUUGUCAUUGCAGGGCACACACAGUGCAACGGGGUUUUGUUUUCAGCUCUGUAAGAUGUUCGCCAUAAAGAGUAAAAACAGUAAAAAGUAAAAAAUAAAAUCUAAGUCUGAAUUAUAUUUUUAUAUAAAUAGAAUAUAAAUGCCCCUGGUGGUGUAGAUCUAGUUAUAAUCUAUUUGAUCGUCAGUUAUGUCCCUUCCCGUUUUCAGCCAGAUUAACGAUCUCUAAUUAAAGAGCGGCUGAAAGAUCAUGAAUUAACUGAACAAAUAAUUAGCUGCUGCCUUUAACAGCGCUGAUUCUUGGCAGAAGGAACAUCACGCUGUCUUGUUCUUUUAAAAUGAAGAAGGACGGUCUCUGUCGAUUGUUUCUGUCGAUUUAAGGUUUCAACGAUGAAGAGAGCUGAAGAGAACGAGAACUGAAACACAGAGUGAACUUAAUAUAAACACGUCUCUAUUUGUUGAAGAAUGAAUGGAUGACAGCUUGACUUUUGAUGGAGCUUGUGGACUCUUAUGUUUUUACAAGUGGACAACAUUUUUGACAAAUAAUUGGUCUGGGGUCUCUCCGUUGGGGACUGUUUAUACUCCAGCAGAGUCCUGCCGGGCCAAUCAAAUAGUUUUGGUGGGACUGUAUGUGGCGAUUAACACAAGAGUAACAGACACUUCAUGUGGACUUGAUGUGAGCGCUGUGGAGUUAAAUUGGUUUCCAACUAAAUGGCUCUGACUGGUUGGAGGAAUAUCUGAUUGCAUGCAGAGGUUUUUUGUUUUUUUUUUCUCUCUGGGGAAUCCAGAUGUUAUCAAACUCAUAUUCUCAAUGUGACUGCGCCAGGAGAUAAACUGGAAUAACAUCAGGAGCAACACAACAUGACGUCCAGCAGGGGGAGCUGAUUCUCCCCUGAGCGUCUCUUCCUGUGGUCUGAGUUUGUUGCAGAGCUCCCAGAGGGUCCACAGACUAAACUGGACCGCUGGACGUCAGCGAUCGGAGAAAACGCAAAGAUUUGUGUCUCACAAACAGAAACCGAUGGGUAGCUACUAAGAGACACGCAACUGGAGAGAGACUGAACAUUAACAUUAUUAUUCAAGAAAUAAUGACUAACAGACUGAAUAUUUUGAUGGAUGAGUAAUAAUGUUUUUGUGUAUGGCAACAAGUCAAGAAGAAAGAAACAAGUGAAAUGGACAGAGAGGAAAAUAACACAUACAAAAUAAACCUUUUCCCUGUUGUUUUAUGUUGAAAAUUUGGACUAUGUGUAGAGAAUUUCUAUGAUUCGGUCCAGAUCCUGACACAAAGAAAUCUGGCUCCAAUUCUCCUUCUAAUCUAAACCACAUGGACUCGUGUGAUUGCGGAGUCCAAGUCAUUCCUCCUCAAAGAGUUACCGGACACGAUUCUGUUAUAUUCAGUGCACUGAUUUGUGUAGUUUCCAUCUGAAUUUUUCUGUCUUCACACUCAUCCAUGUGAAAUGUUGUAAAGUAACACAGACCUGCACCGAUCGCAAAUGGGUGAGUGGGUUUUAUUUUAUGGCAAAAGUGUUGUAAAGUGUGAUAGGCUUGAUAAGGCCAGGACAAAUAAAGAUGACCUUUCUAGACUAGAGGAGAAAGUUUAUAGACGUCUUAUUUGUUUGGAUGCAGUACCGCAAGUGGCCACAAGGGCAACGUUGCUACUAUAGCGUCAUAUCUGCCCGUGUCCAUCACUUUUCUCCUUUCAUUCAAGGAUGAGUAAACCAGGCAGCUUGAUGAGGACACUGUCUCUCAUUUAUUAUAAUCAAAUAUUGUACAGACUUCAUGAGGCUCUUGGCACGUUUGAAUAAAAUGUUUUUUAAAAAAAUAUAUAUAUAUACAAAAACAAAGCUGGAGCAAAAGCAACUGUUACUUGGAAAAGUCUUCAUGAAACACAACAGUACAGCAUCCACAUAUCCAGGUGAGUAUCUGGACACUAAUCGUGAUUAUCAGGUGAAUAACACCCACAGACGUCCUUAUUUAAACUUAAACUUCUCACCUGUUAGAUAACUGUUUUGUUUGAUAAUUGUAUUUACAUAGAAGAAGUAAUGUAGCAGAAAACUAGAGGUGAAAGUGAAUUCUUCCCGAUCUUGUUAUCAGGCAUCAUUUAAGUCUGAUGUCCUUAUAAUGUUUAAGGAUCGUUAAGUGUUUCCAGAUAUUUAAAAAUGAGCCUUUGGGUUUGUAAGACUUUAAAGGAGAUUGUCAACAUUUUAAAGUCUUCUGGCUAAGGCAUAGAUGAAAGGGUUUAUCUGAACAGCAAACACAUUAUCUUAGCUCAGCAUAAAGACUGGGGAUUAGGAGAAGUAGGGAGCUCGUCCUUUUCCAGAGUUUCCAAACUCCCGAACUAUUCUUUUAAGAAACAUUUAGAUGUUCUUCACAACUAUGACUUUCCUCAGAAAAUGUGAUGAUUCAAAGUUUGCAUCUUCAUCCAGAUUCAUUCUCCUUUAAAACUGUAGUAGAUGAAGUUGAUUAAACGAAAACUGAACAUUUCUGAAUGAAGUUAUCAUGUUUUAUUUGUCCGCAUUAACACUUUGCUCUUAUUAAAUUGCACUUUAUGGAAGAGGAGAUGAAGACAGAUGGAGUGUGUUGUUUAAUUGUCGUCAGUGUUGCUGGGUAUUUUUCUGUGUCCAGGCUGCUUCAAGAUCAUAACAACAAUUUUCACUUGUUCAGGGUUAACCUUGUUCUAUUUUUUUUUUUUU